Brienomyrus brachyistius is the source of this 4596-nucleotide messenger RNA. It is a transcript of the gene wnt7ab, whose product is annotated as protein Wnt-7a. Gene Ontology annotation, cellular component: extracellular region. Gene Ontology annotation, biological process: positive regulation of JNK cascade; canonical Wnt signaling pathway; multicellular organism development. The transcript is spliced from 4 exons. NCBI's taxonomy places the organism in Eukaryota, Metazoa, Chordata, Actinopteri, Osteoglossiformes, Mormyridae. Gene Ontology annotation, molecular function: cytokine activity; frizzled binding. Bases 403 to 1449 code for a protein of 348 amino acids. The record is from RefSeq and is a predicted model, not a curated record.
AUAGAACCGACGGAGGGAAAACAGCACCAUGAAUACAGAAGCGCAAGAUACUGCGUUGUCAACUCUUAUUUUACCUGUAACAUUUACAAGACAGCUUAGAAACCCAGAAAAACGAUACUGCUACUUCUGCUUUCGUUAAUACUACUGUUUGUGUAUUACUACUACUACCACUACUACUGCUACUACUACUACUACUAAUAAUAACAAUAAUCACAGGUCAGAAGACAAUACUGGGGAAAUCGCUACGACAACCUGCAUAAAGGAAUCUUCAACAUCCAAUAAGCUUGCAUAUUACUGUAUGAGCAUUGAUCGCGACUCCUGAUACUGAACAGAUCCAGGACUCCCAGGACUCCCAGUACCUUUCUGGGGCAUUGAAGCAGUCAUAACAGGAGAUCAGACACCAUGACCAAGAAAACGCGGCGAUGGAUUGUUCACAUAUUACUUUGUCUGGGGAUUGUUUAUUUAAAAAUUGGGGGCUUCUCAUCAGUGGUCGCGCUUGGAGCGACUAUAAUUUGUAACAAGAUUCCCGGUUUGGCUCCUCGACAGCGGAUUAUCUGUCAAACCCGGCCCGACGCUGUCAUUAUCAUCGGCGAAGGGAUCCAGAUGGGCAUCAACGAAUGCCAGUUUCAGUUCAGGAGCGGACGUUGGAACUGCUCCGCGCUUGGAGAAAGAACUGCCUUCGGAAGAGAAUUGAAAGUGGGUAGCAAGGAGGCAGCAUUCACUUACGCCAUCAUCUCCGCCGGGGUGGCCCAUGCCAUCACUGCCGCCUGCGCACAGGGCAACCUGAGCGAGUGUGACUGUGACCAAGAGAAACAAGGCUUCUAUGACCAGGAAGAAGGCUGGAGAUGGGGUGGCUGCUCGGCAGAUAUCCGUUUUGGCCUGGACUUCUCUAAGGUGUUUGUGGACGCCAGGGAGGUUAAGAAGAAUCCCAGGGCGCUGAUGAAUCUGCACAACAAUGAGGUCGGACGCAAGAUCCUAGAGAAGAACAUGCAGCAGGAGUGCAAAUGUCAUGGAGUGUCGGGGUCCUGCACGACCAGAACCUGCUGGACCACGUUACCCAAGUUCCGUGAGCUGGGCCACAUCCUGAAGGACAAGUAUAACAUAGCAGUACAUGUGGAGCCUGUGGUCAUCAAUCACAAGAGGCGGCCUUUUCUCAAGGUCAAGAAGCCCAACUCGUACCGCAAGCCGCUUGUCACGGACCUGGUCUACAUAGAUAAGUCUCCCAACUACUGCGAGGAAGACCCGGCGACAGGCAGCGUGGGCACACGUGGCCGGGCAUGCAACAGAACAGUGCAUCAGCCUGGCAGCUGCGACUUGAUGUGUUGCGGCCGUGGCUACAAUACACACCAGUACUCACGUGUCUGGCAGUGCAACUGUAAGUUCCUCUGGUGCUGCUAUGUGAAGUGCAACACCUGCAGUGAGAGGACAGAGGUUUAUACAUGCAAGUGAAGCAUGUGUGUUAGGGUUUUCGUUUGCUAUCUUGCAAUGCAAGACAUACGUGGAAUGAGAGGGAAUAGACUUUUGCUUGUUUGGAGUUUUUUGGCCUGAUCUGCAUUUGGUGAUGGCUCCCCUUCAGAUUUUGCUGCCAUGGAAGAGCGACUCUGCUGUGGGUACAUAAAAGGAAACAGCACUGAGGUUUCACAAGGAAUAUGAUAUCAAAAUAUGGGGAGAACAGAAGCUAACAACAUGGAAUUAUCCCAGAAAGCAUGCCUUACAGCUUGUUGGAAGACUGGAUUCCCUCUGGUCAGCACCAGGGGCAUUGCUGACCAUGCUGUUGUUGACAAAGACUGUGAUAAGUGGGAAACCCAUCCAGCCCCAACCAUCGCUGUCAGUUUGUAAAGACAUUCUUAGCACUUACACCGGUACAAUGGCCUAUCUACAACAGUGGUACAGGAGCAUACCUUCACAUGUGGUACAAUGGAACAGAAGUUCUGAACUUUCUCUUUUUUGCCCUGGUUUAUAUAGUGAUAUUUAACAUUUUAUAUAGAUAAAAUAAUAUUAAUAUAUUUAAUGAAAAAACUACUGAUACAUUUCUUUAAGGGGACACAGACUACUGAUACAUUUCCUGGGAUGAUGUAAAGCAUUUCCAGUUGCCUUUUUGUGGAAGUUUCAUUUACGAAAAAAAGUUCUGAGGGCAGAGCGAAAAAUGAUUGGUUCAAUGAGAUAACCAAUCAGAUUGUGGAGGAGGUGGGUCCAAGCAACUAAUCAGAUGACUUGGGUCUGCCUCUAAUUGCUUAGACCCACCACCUCUACAGUCUGAUUGGUUAUCUAUCUGAGCCAAUCAUUUUUUCAUUCUGCCCUCAGAAAAAUUUUCUGUAAGUAAAACUCCCACGAGCCUUUUUGUGUUGCCUACUGAUGUUCAUGAGUGCAUAUUUUUUAUACGAAUAUGAAAAGUGGCACCAUGAAGCUUUACCCAGCUACUGAAAAAUACUCUGGAAUCAUUAUACGCUAUAAAAAGUUGUCAGAGUUGAAAAUGCGUACAGUAAUUAGUUGGAAAUGAUUCUUGCUGGUUAGUCAAAGUGAGAAGCUGUGAUUGAAAAACAAAAAUAUAAACUUUAAUUGUUUUUGAUGCCACAUUGACAAUUCUAACAAAUAUUUUUAACCCGUAGCAAUAACAAUAUUCUCAGCAAUUUUUCCCUUGUGUGGAAAAUACUUGUUGAAAGAAUAUAGAGUAUUUUGCUAGAAGCUAUUUUUGUAUGACUGUUUAAUUUAUAUGGCUGCAUGAUGUAUAUUUGUCCUGUUCAUACCUCUUUCUGUCUGACUCCGUUGACAAAGCCUGGUAGAUGCUAAAAUACUGGUCGAUGUCCAUUUGGCCAGUGCGUUAUUAAGUAUCUGUUAUUUCAGUGGAAAAUAGAGUAGAUGUGUACAACCUGCUUCAUUUAUCCAAUACAUGAACAGGAAUAUGCCUGCUGCCUUUUUGGCUUAACACUCUGUUUUGCAUUGAUUGACGUGAAACUCAUCACGCUGUCUGACACAGAAAUAGAUUUGGAUGACAUAGGUUGUCUUCAGUCAGUAUAUUGUUGGGGCAACACUGUCAAAGGUAAUGAUCUGAGGUUCAACCAUAUCAGCUGAUCAGGCCAAUGUACUGCCAUACAUUGACUAUAAAUCACAGUGCUACAGUCAGUUUUGUAGGUGGCUUUUGGGGGUAGAGGAUUUAUCAGAUUAAAGUCUAAAAUAACACUGAGGUAAUCCCCAAACUGCUAAUGCAUCAUUCUUUGGAUUUGUUUCAGAACAAUAAUAGCUAUAUUUGUUUAAUAUACCUACUGCAUUCUAUAGCAUCCAUCUCCACCACAAAAAAGGAAACACAAUUAUCUUAUAACGUCAUCCUCCCUUGAAGUUGUUUUGAAUGUUGGAUGUAAAAUGCUAUAGUGUCAUUUUGAGAUCUUGACUAUCACAAAAAUUACAGACCUAUACAGACUAAAAACAACCUAACUUCAAAAGACAUCAUUAAUCAUAUGUCCUCACUUUAACACAUUCAAAGAUCUGAAAAACAGCUUCAUAAGCGUUGUUGUUGAUGCUUGAAAGGUUUAGGAUAAUUAAACACUUGGGAGGGUGAGAAGUUGAUUGGUGAAGCAUAUAGAGGUGUUUGUGCUUUAAAGCACUGAGCCAAGGGUGUCAUGGAAACCUUUUGGCUAAAGUGUAGAAUCGUUUGCAAUCGGGUGAUAGAAAGCUUUGGUAUCUGCUUCAUUUACUCUUCUGUGAUGCGUUGUCUGGACAACACCACUGUGCAUCUGAACAUGCAAUGUGGCUUCCAAUAGAAGGUGGGAUAUCCAUCAGUUAAGUGUUAAUUAUAGAAUUCCAGGGGGAAAAAAAUCAAAAAGACUGCUAAAAAGAACCAAAAAAGCCCACUAUUUGGAAUGCUGCAGAGAAAUUCCAUUCCCAGUAGCAAAAUUAUACUUUGUAUUAACGAUUGUUAGUUAAAUACAAAUAUGAGAAGCAUAAGGCAUUAUGUUAGGGUUCCAGCCCCGUACUUUUCAAGUGUGUGCUACGCUGGCAUGACCGCAAACCCACUGGAUCAUAAAACAGAAGUGUCUUUCUUUAACAUUAAUGACCUAAAUUCUACGGGCGAUCAAGGUGCCGGUUAACCUCAGUGAGACGUUUCUCCUAAAACCGCCUUGAGUCAUUCCCAAAGAAUUUGGUGUUCAAUACCUGUGUUGGUCUGAGAUGGCCCUGAUCCUCCUGCCACUGUGUUAACAAGCUCAUAUUUCAUGGGUCGCUCAAUACGCACACCUGCAUGCACCUGGAUCCAAAUGGUAGCCCUUGAUUUAUGGCAGCCAUUCUGUUUUGCGCUGCUGUUGCUGGACCCCUGCCAUGCCUUUUCAUUUGGUACCUGGUUAAUCAAACAUUUAGCUAAGUACAGUAUUAUUAUCUGAAAGUACAGCAUUGAAGGCUUUGAUUAGUUAAUGUUUGAUUACAAAUUGGUAGCUAACAAACACCAUCAUGAGCUAACAGACCUAAUACUUUUUAAGGGACCUAAUGAAUUUAUUGUUCAAUAAAUAUAAGUGUAAGAGGGUGACAGGUGGCCCAGAAAAAGCCCUGCAGUAAUAUCCUUGAACAAAGUACUGAAUGCGCCAAUAAAAUACCACACUGUGAAAA